UUAACUUGCUCUUGGCAAAGCAACAUGGCUGCUCAGAAUGUGUCCAGCUGCUUUGAUGCUCUAGUUAUAGGAGCCGGUAUCCAGGGCUCUUUCACAGCCUACCACCUGGCCAAGAACAACAUGAGAACGCUUUUACUGGAGCAGUUCCUCUUGCCCCACUCUCGGGGAAGUUCUCAUGGACAGACCCGGAUUAUUCGGAAAACCUACGACAAAAAUUUCUACACCCAGAUGAUGAUCGAGUGCUACCAGCUCUGGAAGCAGCUGGAAACAGAAGCCAAUGUUACCUUAUACAGGCAGACGGGGCUAAUAGUAAUGGCUGUGGAAGGAAACCUGGAUUUCCAAGCCAGGGUGAGGACAUUGGUUCAAAACCAGGUGCCCAUGGAGAGCCUGACGUCUGAAGACUUUUCAAAGAGAUUUCCCGCAGUUAACUUGCCACUGGGAAGCUCGGCCAUUAUUGACAAAACAGCUGGAGUCCUGUAUGCUGACAGAGCUUUGAAGACCGUCCAGGAUUUGUUCCAGAGGUUUGGAGGAAUGAUACGUGAUGGGGAGAAAGUGGUUGAUAUACAGCCCGGGUCUCUGGUUUCCGUGACAACCACUGCAGGAAUGUACAGAGCAAAAAACCUUGUGAUUACCGCUGGACCUUGGGCAAAUAAACUGCUGAACCCUAUGAGGCUACAGCUUCCUCUGAAGACACUGAGGAUCGCUGUCCCCUACUGGAAGGAAAAGGUUCCUGGGACCUAUGGAAUUUCCAAGAGCUUUCCUUGCUUUCUGGUGUUGAACCAAGCCAGACACCAUAUAUAUGGACUUCCUUCCAAUGAAUAUCCAGGGCUUAUGAAGAUCUGUUACCACCACGGCAUAGAAGCCGAGCCAGAUGAACGUGAUGUGACAUCUCAAACACAUUUCCAUGAUAUAAAAGUCCUGGCUGACUUUGUGUCUGAGUAUUUGCCUGGUUUGGAUCCCACGCCUGCUAUCGUUGAAUCCUGCAUGUACACAUUAACCCCAGACGAAGAUUUCAUUCUCGAUCGCCAUCCAGUGCAUAGUAACAUCAUCAUUGGAGCUGGCUUCUCAGGUCACGGUUUCAAGCUUGCUCCAGUGGUUGGCAAAGUCCUGUGUGAACUCAGCAUGGGAAAGCGCACUUCCUACAGUCUCUCACCUUUCAAAAUCAGUCGUUUCCAGUUAAAAUCUGUGCUGUAGGAAUAACAGCAGCAGGAAUAACAGUUUGUGACACACAAACACACCCAAAGAUUAGAGUAAUGAAGAUUAGAGAAUGAGAUAGAUAUUAAGUGUUUUGUCACCGAACAAGACAAUGCAAAUAAUAGUUUUUGAUUUGGUGAGGAACGCGGAAUUCACUUGUAAUAUCUUGCAAUCGACACAAAAGAGGAAGGAGCUUUGUGCACUGGUAAUAUCUGGGAGAAAAUUCUGAAUUAAAAUGGCUGGAAACUCAGCCAAGAUAACUGAGAGUCGAUCAUGUCAGAAUCGUUUAAGAGCAUUUUAUUGUUUGAAGGGAAAAGAACAUGAAAGCCGUGUGCACUGUGAUGUGGUUUUCAUCUGCAAUGUCCUGAUAAAAUCAUUAAUAGCGUGUGUUUUUAAAAAAAAUGCCCUACACGCCAGGUGACUGCGAAACCAAGAUAAUUAACUCCAGCAGCUGAAAUUGAGCUCUGAUCUAUUAAUUCUUUUUUUUUAAAAAAAUUCUGAAGCUCCAGUUUAGCAACAGACAUGGCCAAUGAGCAGUUUACAAGACAACGGUUUCAUUGCCCUGUUGCGAAUGUGUAAGCCGUUGAAAGAUGAAGAUAAUGGGGUGUCAUCCCCCUCCCCCACUCACAUCCCCUCCUUUUGUGCUCAUUUAAAUCAAGGCAACGUUAAACGAACAUUCACCUGCGCAGUACGCAUCUGCAUCAUUUAGCCUGCGGUGGAAAUGUGCAUCAAUCACUUCCCCUACUUAUUCUGAACGAGCCGCAAAAGGGAAAGGGCAGACAAUUUUCUUAAAAGGCUUACUCAUUCCUUCAGUGGCCGACUCAUUUGUCAGGCAAAGAGAAAACGAGUCCAAGUUACCAAUCCCCCUCCGAGGAGAAGCUUUUAGCUUCCACUUGGUGCUUUUCCUACAGAAAAUAACAUGGGGGUAUAUAGCUCAGUAACUCACUGCGCAGAGAAAUGUCAGGCGCAAACCUGAGCCCAAGCAGGCCCAUAUGUCAGGCCUUCAAUGCACCGUUGAACAAUUGUAUUUUCUCUUUCCUACGAGCAAGAUUUGUCGAAGAAAUCCCAAGAGCAUGGCAUCACGGGCGAUUGUUGAGGAUAAUGGCAUAUGCUGGCAGUCACUUAGUCAGGCAGCAUUGGACUUCUCUUAUCGGUGAUACAGGUGACAUAAAUUUCAGUCAGCGAGUAAGCAAAGACACCUCUUGCAGAAGGCAGUGAAGAAGAAAGGCAUGGCAGAAAGUGAUAGAUUGGCAUCCUGCAAACUACUUUUGUGUCUGACGAGCACCAAAGUAAAACAUUCGGAGGGAUAAGCAAAUUUUCAGCUUAAUCUCCAUGAUAAUUGGGCCUGCAUUUUGUUCUUUAACCCACAGAGAAUCCUCCUCUGUUGAAUUCUCUAGUACUCAGCAAUCAGUCAUAAGGAGUUCGAUUUUUUUUAAAUAAAAGUUUUUUUGAUGAAUGCGCACCUUCUACUUAACUGUAUCUGGAACUGUGUUAUGACAGAAUCAUUAUGGAAAUAGAAUAGGUGUGCUCACAGCCAACUGGCUCCACAAUCACACAGCUCUGUUAAAAUGGUGUAACGCAAAGCCAAUAAAGUGCCAAUCACAGAUCACGGCAUCUUAUUAUGCCUCAUUGGAGGCGCUCCAAUAAAUAUCGGUCUGCAUUUUGCAGGAAAAUAAGAUACUGCCCCAUAUCUUGUGUUUUGACAUAUAAUCUCGAUUUUAUUACUGGUUAAGUUUAAGCGAAAUGCAUAAACCCUUAAAACCUUGUUGAAAUAAAUCUUCUACUGCUCAGUAUUUCAUUUUAAAAGUAGCUUUUCUCCCCACACACCAUGGCUAUUUAUAAUCUUUAGUUUUCUCUGCCAAGUUUGCAAAAAAACAAAGCAUUUGACAAGCACCAAGUACUUGAAUAUCGUAUUUUGAAUUCACUGUGAGACAAUUCAGAGGAUUCAAUUUUUUUUUGCUUGCAGAUCAAAUACAACAUUUUGUAGAAAAUGAACGACUUGAGUGCCUUUUAAGGUGCCAUCCGUUUAUUUUUUUUUGGGGGGGGGCGGGAGGUCAGUCGGGUGACUAACACACACGGAAACCCAUCACCAUUGUCUGAGAGUAUUCAAACCAAACUGAGAAUUCCACGCAGCCCACCUACAGGGUGGAAAUUCCCAAGAAAUGGUUUGAAUGGCAUGCAAGUUCACUCCCUGGAGGAACCCAUUCUGCUUACUUCGUUCCGCAGUCACCGGCACAAUUAAUUUGGAAGUGCAUUUUCAGAAUUAUUUACCCGGUUCACUCAGACUGUGCCCAACUGUCUUCUCAAGAUCUAAACAGGAAAAAAACAUCGGAUUUGCUCACCGUACAUGAGUAAGUGUGUCAUGUUGAGCUUAAUUAGUAUCAGGACGUCAAAUUCCUUAAACAUCACCUUGCCUUACUCAACACUGACCAAAAACUAACUCACUGAGCAAUCGUGUUGAAUGAACGCACGAUUUGGUUGGGAAAAUCAGGGAAGUGCUAUGCUUACAAUUUCUUUUUAAAUGAUAGCAUCUGCCGUAAGGGUUUCAAGCAUAAUAAUGAACAUAUUCAGGAAUUACAUUCCAGUCUGUACUCUUGAUUUGAAUAAAGAAUUCUUUUAAGUACCAA
Callorhinchus milii (elephant shark) is the source of this 3821-nucleotide messenger RNA. RefSeq names its product pipecolic acid oxidase (gene pipox). Gene Ontology annotation, cellular component: peroxisome. The record is from RefSeq and is a predicted model, not a curated record. Gene Ontology annotation, molecular function: sarcosine oxidase activity; flavin adenine dinucleotide binding; L-pipecolate oxidase activity. NCBI's taxonomy places the organism in Eukaryota, Metazoa, Chordata, Chondrichthyes, Chimaeriformes, Callorhinchidae. The transcript has 8 exons. The coding region runs from base 25 to 1194 and encodes 389 amino acids.